AUUCGUCGACGGUUAUAUCAUUUCCGUAUUUUACUUUUUGAUUUCAUCUUGCAUGCUUCCGGUGGCUUUUUUUGCCGUUGACUGAAUUCUAAAAAUCACCUCCAUUUUUUUCGCCACUUGAGCGAAGCAUCCUUCCACAGCUCUCCCUGAUCCGGUAAACAACGAGGACCAUUGUCGCAUGAGAAGCAGAAUACAAUGAUGUCUGCGGAAAAGCGUCCUGCGCUGGACUCUUUUCGAUCCACCCAGCUGGUCAAACGGCCGAGGUCAGAUUCAAAUCUGGGCGAUGGGAGGGCGGUUGCUGUUGUAAAUAACUCGGCACAGAAUGGAGCUCUUAUACAAGCAAUCCCGCGCACGAGUGGUCUUGAGGCGCCUAUCAUGGAGCUUACAGGUCAUUCAGGAGAGAUUUUUGCUACAAGGUUUGAUCCAACGGGUCAGAAUAUUGCGUCAGGUUCGAUGGAUAGGUCGAUAAUGCUAUGGCGAACAUACGGACAAUGCGAGAACUACGGCGUAAUCACUGGGCACAAGGGAGCGGUUCUAGAUUUACACUGGUCACGAGAUUCGAAAAUCAUUUUCACGGCAUCCGCAGACAUGACCCUUGCCAGUUGGGAUGCCGAAUCUGGGCAAAGAAUACGUCGACACGCCGGACACGAGGAGAUCAUCAAUUGCCUCGACGUCAGCAGAAGGGGCCAAGAAUUGCUAAUAAGUGGCAGCGACGACGGGUGCGUGGGAAUAUGGGACCCGCGACAAAAGGACGCGAUUGACUUUUUGGAGUCUGAGAUGCCUGUCACGGCCGUCGCGCUGGCAGAGGCCGGCAACGAGAUUUACAGCGGCGGCAUUGAUAAUGACAUUCAUGUCUGGGAUAUAAGAAAAUGCGCCAUUACAUAUUCCAUGGUGGGUCACACGGAUACGAUCUCCUCGCUCCAGAUCUCGCCGGAUUCGCAAACACUUCUUUCCAAUUCGCAUGAUUCGACCGUGCGCACGUGGGAUAUCCGGCCUUUCGCGCCGGUUGAUAGACAUAUCAAGACCUUCGAUGGCGCGCCAGUUGGGUUGGAGAAGAAUCUGAUCCGAGCUAGUUGGAAUCCAACUGGGGAGAGGAUUGCGGCUGGCAGCGGUGACAGAAGCGUUGUCGUGUGGGAUGUGAAGUCGGGCAAGUUGCUCUAUAAACUGCCGGGUCAUAAGGGUACUGUGAAUGACGUGCGAUUUUCACCUAGCGAGGAACCAAUAAUUGUCUCCGGCUCCUCUGAUAGAAAUCUCAUGCUUGGAGAACUAGGGAAGUAAAACAGCAGGUGUGAUAAUCGUUACGAAUCGUUUUAUCCAUUCCUUGAUUUUCUAGCAUGUUGAAAUGAUCUAUAUCAAGCGCGACCAGGGAAUUUAAUCUUGACCACCCUCUGUAUGUCUCACAAUCUCAAAAUGUUACAGCCACUGUCUCUGAUGUUUGUGCCAACUUCCUUUCCUUUGAUUCUUAUGUAUGGCCCUCCGAAGCUCAAUGAUUUCCAAAUAUUUGUCCCGCCAUGGUUUCUCCCCUUUCCUUUUUCACUCCUCUGUAAAAUAGAUUUAUAUCAUAUAUCCUCAUGAU
Molecule: messenger RNA, 1576 nt
Organism: Histoplasma capsulatum G186AR
Lineage: Eukaryota; Fungi; Ascomycota; Eurotiomycetes; Onygenales; Ajellomycetaceae
Product: U5 snRNP-specific protein
Exons: 5
Coding region: 199-1278 (359 amino acids)
Cellular component (GO): catalytic step 2 spliceosome
Molecular function (GO): protein binding; RNA binding
Source: RefSeq, a predicted model, not a curated record